Molecule: messenger RNA, 2124 nt
Organism: Fulvia fulva
Lineage: Eukaryota; Fungi; Ascomycota; Dothideomycetes; Mycosphaerellales; Mycosphaerellaceae
Exons: 2
Coding region: 1-2124 (707 amino acids)
Molecular function (GO): nucleic acid binding
Source: RefSeq, a predicted model, not a curated record
AUGUACAACUCCAACAACUACAACUUCGGUCCGCCGGCUGAGCGAAAUCAGUAUGCGCCAGCGCGCAAUGGUGAGUCCAACGCCUUCAACGCCUACGUUGGCGGCACGCUCGGAGGAGGUUACGGAGGAGGUUUCGGCGGAGGAUCUGCUUCCUUUCCGCGUGGCGCGACCAUGUCAUCGGGUCUCAACCCAGACGUGCCGCGUUACCAACCACCGCAGAGACGACUCGGAGAUGAAGAGAUGAUCCGGCCAGAGUCGAGCGCAUCCAACGCCACAUUCGCGACUCAGAUGCCAUCCUUCUCCACCUCACAAGCCCCAUCACGCCCUCCACCAACCUCUCGCCCCUUCAACGGCGGCAUGCCGUCUUACACAUACGGCAACAACCGGAGCAACGACAUGAUGAACGGUCUGGGAGCUGGCAUCGGCGGCAUGUCGCUCGGUAGCUCCACCCGCCAGUCUCGCGAGCCACCGACCAGCCGAGAUCACGUUUACAGCAACCACAAUGGCUUCAACGGCAACGGUGGCUAUGAUGCUCAUGGCAGCCACGCUGGCAACAAUGGCUACAGCAUCUCACGUCAUGACUCGGUGGUCAGCAACAAGGCUCCGAGCGCUACCUACUUGGCAUCACAGAUAAUGUCUGGCGGUACUGAAGAUCCAUUCGACCGUAGCCUCAACCGCUACGACACACCCGGCAAGAACAUCGUCCCCACGCUCGGUCCAGCCCGUUUUAAGGACAGCAAGAUGUUCAGCAUCGCUGAGACUGGCAAUCCUGACACUGCUGACACUGCCGUCACGCACGUCUCAUCUCCUCAGAAGCCACAGGGACCACCACCUAUCCCUGACUGGCUGGCACUUGCGCUGCGGGGCUUGUGCAAGCCGACCCUCGAGGAGGCCUUUGACGCUCUCCCGCUGUUCGAGUUGUGUCGCGGUGUUCAGCCAAGUGCCGCCGGCGUCGUCCGCAUCAAGGAUAUCCCUUACCAGACCACCCGCCAAGAGAUGACUGCCUUCGUCGGUCGUAACGCCCAGAUCCUGCGUAUGCCUGAGGGCUCGCCUUAUCACGCCGUCCACAUCAUGAUGGAGCGUGAGACCGGCAAGACCAUGGACUGCUUCGUCGAGUUCUCCACUCCGACCGAGGCUGGCUGGGUUGUUCGGCAAUUCCAGCGACGUGUCGACUCCGGCCGUCCUCCCAAGGUCGGCGACCGCGUUGUUGAGGUCACCUUCAGUACGCAAGACGAGCUUAUGGCCGAGCUCUUCCCGCGCGCUAAGCACGUUCGGUGGAAUAACGGCCAGCCAGUAGUUGACCGCACGGAGCGCAAGUACUAUGCAGACAAGCCCGCUGCCGGCUUCCAAGGCUUUCUUCACAACGAGGAGUUCGUCUCUCUUGGCAAGCAUGCUGGGCUCUCUGAGCGCUCACCAUUCGCUUCAAAGAGUCCAUGUCGCGUGUACGAGUCGAUGAUCACCACUCUUCAGAAGUACCCGUGGUACGCGGUCGAGCAUGUUACCAUCCGUGAGCGCCGUGCCAUCUACGACUGCACUAUCAACCUUAUCCGCAUCUUGAUGGAGAACUUGCGCCGUGCCAACAGCCGGUACAGUCCACUCGAGCCGACUCCCGCCCUUCUCCAGGAGCUCGCCGUGGCAGCUCUCACCUGUCCCGGAUUUAGCGAGAAGCAGAAGUCCAACAUUGUUGGUCUACUUCACCAGAGCGGGUUCAAGGCGAUCGCGGAUGGACAGAGCAUCAACGUGCGUCUUGGCGGCAACCACGAGUUGAGCAGCACCUGGCCUUUCGCCACCCUCUCGAUCCAGCCAGGUACCGAUAUGGAGCUGGUUAAGUUCUACGCUGGUCUCUUCCGCAAGGCUACCGAGACUUCCGAUUCUUCCUCGCUGCACUCUCGCCAGAUUGCCAAGACCAGCGGUGCCAAGGGUAAUCCGAUGGGCGACAUUCACAUCAACUACGGCAAGAACGUGCACGACCUUUCUCUUGCCGAGGCUGCUAAGAAGGAGUUCACUAAGAUCGAACAGCUUCUCGGUCGUGUCUGCAAGGGCGCAAAUGGAGGAAGCGGCAGCAAGCCGAGCAGCACCGUUGGUGGCAGCAGCUCUUCUGGCAGCCGUUACUCUAUGAUUUAA